Molecule: messenger RNA, 2368 nt
Organism: Lineus longissimus
Lineage: Eukaryota; Metazoa; Nemertea; Pilidiophora; Heteronemertea; Lineidae
Product: BTB/POZ domain-containing protein 6-B-like
Exons: 3
Coding region: 6-1466 (486 amino acids)
Biological process (GO): neurogenesis
Cellular component (GO): cytosol
Molecular function (GO): protein binding
Source: RefSeq, a predicted model, not a curated record
CAAAUAUGGCCACCAAAAUAGGAAGUAUUUAUAAUACUUCCACAACAAACGAGCCAAAGAGGUCAUAUUCCCAAGAACCUAUAGUUUCAGAUCUUAUGAACUCUGAUGAAGAGGGGAACCAGGAGGUGAUCCAAAACACUGUCAAUCAUCGACGUCUGCUUCGACCACCCACAACACAGGAGCACAACUGGCAAGCAUCGCCGACAAAUCUCCGCGAGAGAAAUGCAAUGAUGUUCAACAAUGAGCUCAUGGCAGACGUAUUCUUCAUUGUCGGCCAGUUGCCAGACCAACCCCGGCGAAUCCCAGCGCAUAAGUAUGUGCUGGCAACGGGCAGUUCUGUCUUCUAUGCCAUGCUGUAUGGAGGACUGGCUGACACUUCCAAGGAUAUCGAAAUACCCGAUGUAGAGCCAACAGCAUUUUUGAAUCUUUUAAGGUAUCUCUACUGCGAUGAAUUCGACCCAGAAGCAGAAACUAUCCUGUCCACACUUUACGCUGCCAAAAAGUACAUCGUUCCGCACCUGGCGCGGGCGUGUGUCAAGUUUCUAGAGACCAGUCUAAGUGCCAGGAACGCAUGUGUGCUACUUAGUCAGAGUCGGUUGUUUGAAGAACCAGAGCUCAUGCAGAGAUGCUGGGAGGUCAUCGACGCCCAAGCAGAGGAGGCAUUAGAAUCGGAUGGGUUUGUUGACAUUGACUAUAAUACAUUGGAAAUUGUGCUGGGGAGGGAGACUUUAAAUGCCAAGGAGAUUUCAUUAUUCAGCGCAGGGGUCAGGUGGGCUGAGACGGAGUGCACCAGGCGUGGCAUUGAACACACUGACGAAAACAAACGCAGAGUUUUAGGACGGGCAUUGUAUCUUCUCAGAUUGCCAACCAUGAAACUCGAUGAGUUUGCGAAUGGUCCAGCACAGUCGCACAUUCUGACCCUGCAGGAGACGAAUGACAUUUUUCUGCACUUCACGGCGCAGAAUAAACCAAGACUGCCCUUUCCGACCAAACAGCGCGGUGGCCUGCAACCUCAACGCUGCCAUCGCUUCAUGUCGUCUGCCUACAGGAGCAACCAGUGGCGCUACAGGGGCAGGUGUGACAGCAUACAAUUCUGCGUAGACAAGCGCAUCUUUGUUGCAGGAUUUGGCCUGUAUGGCUCGAGCAAUGGUGCUGCCGACUAUCAGGUCAAAAUCGAACUGAAGAGAAACGGUGCAAUACUUGGUCAACGACACACCAAAUUUUUCUCAGAUGGCUCGAGUAGUACGUUCAGUGUCCUGUUUGAGAACCCUGUCCAGGUUGAGCCUGAUAUUUAUUACACAGCCAGUGCUAUCUUAGAUGGUGCGGAGCUCAGCUAUUUUGGCCAGGAAGGUAACGCUGAGAUUCAGUGUGGGAAGGUGAAUUUCAUGUUUCAGUGCUCCUCUGACAGCACAAAUGGAACUGGCGUUCAAGGGGGGCAAAUCCCCGAAGUGAUUUUUUACAGCUGAAAAUAUUUGUGUGGAAAGUGCCAUGCUAGAGGCAUGAUAGGCAGAUUAGGCAACUGAUCUUCCAACCGUGCUGCUAUUUAUUGACAUGACCUGGUGCAGUUUGUCAACUUUUGUUUUUGGGGUGUACAUGUAAGGUAGAAUGGGGGUAUUUGUAACCCCUGCAUUGUUUGAUGGAUGGGGAUAUCGAUCAAUAUCAUAGACAGGGGCUACAAUUAAACCUGGGCUACAAAUACCCCAUUCUACCUUACAUCAUUAUCUUAACCUUAUGGAAAGAAUGAUUCAAGUCAGUCAUGGUUGAUAAAUCACAGUUUAAAUAUAAGGCUUGAAUAUAAACACAGAGCUCUGUGCAUCAAUGUAUACUUGUGCAUAAUGGCAUCAUGACAUUUUCAGACUCAGAAUCACAAGUAUAGAGCUUUGCUAUAAUUUCAUCAAUGCAGGUAUUGAGGCAAGCUGUAAGGUUUUUUAUAAUGCAUAGUGGGUUCGACCAGUGGCACCUAAGCUACGAUCCUACAAUGUUUUAGCCUUGUAGGUUUUUGCAUUUUUCAUGUCAGUCACAUAAUCAUUUGAAAACUAAAAUUUUCAAUAUGAUAUGAAUACCAACUGGUCACGAUGCCCUUUACUAUGACGAAAGGCUUACAAUAAAAUAUAUUUAAUAUCGUUUUGUAAUGUUGAAAGUCUAAUUAUGUACUGUGUACAUAUAAAAUAUCAAGCUAAAAAUGGUAAAACGCAUAUAGUCAGCGGUUGUGAACAGGGAAGAGGGGAAGGGUCUAAAAUUCAUGCAUGUUGCAAACAUUGUUAACACGAAUAACAGUCAUGCUUGGCUUUAGAAGUACAACUGUCCAUUAGCUAUUUGUUAUUUAAAGUAUUUGCAUAAUAAAGUCUGCUAGCUUCAGCUAGCUUAU